This is a messenger RNA of Acanthamoeba castellanii str. Neff, 765 nucleotides long. RefSeq names its product ribosomal protein S9, putative. NCBI's taxonomy places the organism in Eukaryota, Discosea, Longamoebia, Acanthamoebidae. Bases 1 to 765 code for a protein of 254 amino acids. The record is from RefSeq and is a predicted model, not a curated record. Gene Ontology annotation, cellular component: mitochondrial small ribosomal subunit; ribosome. The transcript has 4 exons. Gene Ontology annotation, molecular function: RNA binding; structural constituent of ribosome. Gene Ontology annotation, biological process: translation.
AUGCGGGGCUCGUCGAAAUCGACUGCGGUUUUGGGCCUGCCUUUCCCCUCGCCCGCGGGCAGCAGGGCUGCUUUAUGCACUGCCUCUUCCUCACGCAUUUCGUCCCGGCGUCGCCACUACGCCGUUAAAUCCAAGAAUUUCGAGCGCAAGGAGGCACGCUACGACUUCUCCGAGAUCACGAAUCGCGUGUGGCCGCGGCACCCUCCGCCGCAGAUCGAUUACCGCAACUACGUCCCUGCCGAGGAGGAAGAUGAAGAAGAUGAUUGGAAGCCCGAGGAGGAUUAUCCUGAGCCCACCUUCACCGCCGAUCAAACUUCCGAUCAAUACAUUUACCCCGUAAUCACGCCCCAGACCGUGCCGGUCAAGAUCGACAGCCGAACGGGCGCAUUCCUGGGCACGGGCCGCAGGAAGGCCGCCAUUGCACGAGCGGCACUGGUCAGCGGGCAGGGCAAGAUCACCAUCAAUGGACGAUCCUUCCUUGACUACUUCCCCUGCUUCUUCGAGCGCGGCGCUGUGCUUGCGCCAUUCGUGGCCAUCGAGAGGCCCAACACGUUCGACGUGAACGUGAAUGUCUCCGGAGGUGGCACCAAGGGCCAAGCCGAGGCCAUCCAGCUGGGCAUUGCCAGGGCUCUGCAGAGCUACAACCUCGCCUUCCGCCCCGCUUUGAAGAAAGCCGGAUGUCUGGAGCGUGAUCCUCGUGUUGUGGAAAGCAAGAAGGCCGGUCGCGUCAAGGCCAGGAAGAGGCCUCAGUGGUCCAAGCGUUAA